GUGGUUACGUGGUUUCAUAAACACAUUGCAAUAGUUUUACUUGAUUAAUAAUAUAUUAUUAAACAAUUUUCUUUUAUUCUGUAAAUAAAAUUAUAUUAAAUUAAAUUGAUAAUAUUUUCUUAAUUGCCACUUAAAGAAGUUAUCAUCACUAAAAAAAAAUUAAAAAUACAUAAUGAAUAUACAAAAGAUUUGUGUUUGUGUGAUAACAUUAACGACUUAUUGCUUUGGGGAUAACGAAGAACCAGACAUAAAUCAACCAACCAAUGAAGAUAAUGUAGAAGAUGAGCAAAUAUAUAGCAACCACAAGUAUAUUGACGACGAUUUAAUAGGAUCCAUACAAAAAUAUGAGCCAGGAAGAGUUCAAAUUAAAGUCUACAGAGGACCAGAUAUGAUUGAGAAUGGCGAAUCGUACGCCCCGCAUGGCUAUUGGGUUAAGCAACCAUCAGAGGAUUAUUAACGACCAUUAUUUUUUAUUUAUUUUAUAAUUAUAAUUGUUAUACUAUACAUUUCUAGAGCUUACUUAAUAUAAAAUGAUGAUUUGUAGUUGAGUUAUGAUCGCUUAUGCAACAUAAAGUUUAAUGUGUACCACAUACUUUUGAAAGUUAAUUAUUAAAUAAUAGUUACUAAACAAAAUUUCACAAUUGAUAUUUUACAUUUUCACUUGUUUUAUGGCACUUCUACUAAAAAUUCCCGUCUUGAGCGUAUUAAUCUCCCUAUAUAUAAUAACUAUUAUAAAAUAUAAAUACAAAGACAAAACUUAUCAAAACAAAUGUAACAGAAUGUUGCGC
Adelges cooleyi (spruce gall adelgid) is the source of this 788-nucleotide messenger RNA. RefSeq lists its product as uncharacterized. The transcript is spliced from 3 exons. The record is from RefSeq and is a predicted model, not a curated record. Lineage: Eukaryota; Metazoa; Arthropoda; Insecta; Hemiptera; Adelgidae. Bases 173 to 457 code for a protein of 94 amino acids.